This is a messenger RNA of Lathyrus oleraceus (garden pea), 1353 nucleotides long. RefSeq lists its product as uncharacterized. Bases 1 to 1353 code for a protein of 450 amino acids. Lineage: Eukaryota; Viridiplantae; Streptophyta; Magnoliopsida; Fabales; Fabaceae. Gene Ontology annotation, molecular function: nucleic acid binding; RNA-DNA hybrid ribonuclease activity. The transcript has a single exon. Gene Ontology annotation, biological process: DNA integration. The record is from RefSeq and is a predicted model, not a curated record.
AUGUUAUUAUCAGACCAUGAUAUCCAAUAUGUCGCACAAAAGGCCAUCAAGGGUAGCAUAUUAGCAGAUCAUCUUGCUCACCAUCCAAUGGAAGAUUACCAACCCUUGAAGUUUGAUUUCCCAGAUGAAGACAUUAUGGUUAUCAAAGACUAUGAGAUUUCUGGACCCGACGAGGAACCUGAAUCAGGGGAGCGAUGCACUCUCAUGUUCCAUGGUGCUUCAAAUGCCAUAGGUCAUGAAGUUGGGGUAUUAUUGAUGUCUCCCAAGAAUUUUCAUCUACCAUUCACUACAAAGCUUUGCUUCACCUGUAUGAGUAACAUGGCUGAGUAUGAAGCUUGCAUAUUAGGACUAGAGAAGGCCAUUGAGUUAAGAAUCAAAUUCUUUGAAGUAUAUGAAGACUCCACUCUAGUAAUACAUCAGAUCAGAGGUGAUUGGGAAACGAGACAUGCUAAUCUAAUUCCAUAUCGGGAUUAUGUGCUGAAGUUACUCCCGAAGUUCGACAAAAUUACCUUUUCCCAAAUUCAUCGAGAAGAGAAUCAGAUGGAAAAUGCUCUAGAAACUCUGGCGUCCAUGUACAAGUGGAUAUGGCCUAAUCAUCAACCUAAUAUUGACAGCAGGCAUUUUGAUGAACAUGUUCAUUGUUUGACAACAAAAGAAGAGUCAUAUGACAAACCCUGGUUCUUUGAUAUCAAACACUAUCUUGAAAAGCAAGAAUAUCCGACAGAGGCUUCCAACCUUGACAAGAGGGCUAUACGGAGGUUGGCAUCCAAGUUCUUCCUAAAUGGGGACGUAUUGUAUAAGAGAAAUUAUGACAUGGUCUUACUCAGAUGUAUGGACAAAUGGGAAGCUAAUAAACUCAUGAAGGAUAUACACAGAGGAUCUUUUGGCACCCACGCAAAUGGACAUGCGAUGGAAAAGAAAAUCCUGAGGGUAGGUUACUACUGGUUAACAAUGGAAAUUGAUUGUUAUCAUUAUGCUAGAACAUGCUACAGGUGUCAAAUUUAUGCUGACAAAAUGCAUGUACCACCUAGCCCUCUGAAUGUCAUAUCAUCACCAUGGCCUUUCUCUAUGUGGGGAAUUGACACGAUCGGGACGAUCGAACCUAAAGCAUCCAAUGGACAUAUGUUUAUAUUGGUUUCCAUAUUCUAUUUCACCAAAUGGGUCGAAGUCGCGUCUUAUGCAAAUGUCACCAAGCAAGUGGUUACUCGUAUCUUAAAGAACAAUAUCAUAUGUCGAUACGGGGUUCCCAAUAAAAUCAUCACUGAUAACGAGUCCAACCUCAACAACAAAACAAUAGAGGAGUUGUACGCAAAAUCAAACACCACAACUCGUCACCAUAUCAGCCCAAGAUGA